CCGCUGCCCCCAGGCACUGCUAUAUUGUGCUCUCACUGCGAGCGUUGCCCAGUUACGCAGACGUAUCACCUCAACGAGUUCGUGCGAUUUAGGCCACAGGGAUUCGCAAGCACGAUGCGUUUUGCACUGCUUGCAUUGCUGAGGGCCUGCACCACUCACGGCCUGGCACUGAACCGCCGGCAGGCCCUGGGAGGCAGUGCCGCGGCAGCGCUUGCCACCGGUGGACCGGCUCUCGCAGCAGGCAAGCCCAUCGCGGUCAUUGGUUCGGGCGGGCGCACGGGAUCGCUGUGCGUCGCGGCCUGCUUGAAGCGCGGUCUCGCAGUGAAAGCGCUGUCGCGCUCGGGCUCGGCGCCGCCGGGCGUCGACGCCGACCCGCUGCUCAGCAUCGCGGCGUGCGACGUCCGCGACCCGAGCACCAUCGACGUGACUGGCGCGGGCGCCGUGAUCUACGCCGCGUCGGGCAGCAAGAAGGGCGGCAGCCCCCACGAGGUCGACAAUCUAGGUGUCGUCAACGCGGCGAAGGCGUGCGUGGCGGCGAAGGUGCCGCGGCUGGUCGUCAUCUCGUCGACGGCUGUGACGCGGCCGCAGUCCCUGGGAUAUAAGUUCACCGACGUGUAUGGUAAGAUUAUGGGCGAGAAGAAGCUCGGCGAGGACGGCGUCUACGCUACGUACGCCGGCUCGGACCUGGCGUACACCAUCAUUCGCCCCGGCGGUCUCGAGGAGCCGAAGGAGAACGUCGUGCAGGGCCCCGGCGCGCUGGAGAUCUCGCAGGUGCGCCGCGGCGUCCUCAUUGUUUCCGCCUCGACGCCAUCGACGCGACCCGUCCGCAGGGAGAUGCGCUGGCCGGCAUAAUCUCGCGCAAAGAUCUGGCCGAGGUCGCGGUGGAGGCGUGCGCGAGCCCGGCCCUGCGGGACGCGACGUUCGAGCUCUACUACACCAAGGGCGCGCAGCCCUGCGAAGGAAAAUUCAAGAAGCUCCUGGCCGACGAGUCCUUCCCGCGGCUCCACGGCGACUCGUACGCCGCGCUCUUCAAGGGCGUCCGCAGGGACGGCGCCUACGACGUCCCCGCGUAACAACAAAUAGG
This is a messenger RNA of Pelagomonas calceolata, 1084 nucleotides long. The record is from the annotation of a GenBank genome assembly. Lineage: Eukaryota; Pelagophyceae; Pelagomonadales; Pelagomonadaceae.